AUGGAUGUUGUUGUUAAAGUUCCUUCGAAAGAAGCAUUCCGAUUAGAUAUGAUAAUUGAAGAAACAAAAAUAAAUGCGCAAUUAAAACAUGAAAGAAUUGUUGAAUAUAUUGGUUAUUAUAGAGAUGCUUUUAAUGAUAUGAGAAUUGUUAGUGAAUAUAUGCCUGGGGGUGAUCUACAUUCGUUUAUUAGUUCAAGAAAAAAUAUUUUAACUGUUGGACAUAUUUUUAAUUUUAUUGGCCAAAUAGCUGAGGGAAUGGAAUAUUUAUCUUCCAAAAAGAUAAUACAUAGAGAUUUGGCUGCAAGGAAUUGCAUGUUGAAUCGUGAUUGUACAGCUAUUAAAAUAGCUGAUUUUGGAUUAAGCCGACAUUUCAAUGCAGAUGCAAACUAUACUUGUUCAAGUCCUGUACGUUUACCUUUGCGUUGGACAGCUAUUGAAUGUCUGGGACAAAAUGGGGAAAUACUUCCAUAUAGCAAAUUCUCUGAAAAAAGCGACGUUUGGUCAUUUGGAAUUGUUAUUUGGGAAUGUUUUUCUCGUGGAGAAAUGCCUUAUGGCACAGAAGAAGUUAGAGACGUCUUACCAAAAUUGAAGUCAGAUUGGCGACUUCCCCGCCCUUCUCAAUGUCCAGCUGGACUUUAUGGACUUUUGGUUUUAAAAUGUUGGGAUAUAUUUCCAGAGAAAAGGCCAAGUUUUUCUGCAAUUUGCAUUUCUUUAGAAGAAAUAUUUUCACUUUUAAUUGUUGAAGAGCCAGAUAUUGUUGUUCGGGAAAUUAUUUAA
Messenger RNA from Meloidogyne enterolobii, 777 nucleotides. The record is from the annotation of a GenBank genome assembly. Lineage: Eukaryota; Metazoa; Nematoda; Chromadorea; Rhabditida; Meloidogynidae.